CGCCCGAUGACGUCAGAGGCAGCGGAAACAGGUACGAGGGACAGAAAGUACCAGAAACAGCCAGAGAAACAGAUCUAAACCUGAUGUUUUAUUUAUUUCCGUUUUAUUUAAACCAAGCAGAUGACUGACUGAUCGUCGAGCAUGAUGGGACGGUGUUAAAGACCGUCUGAUGAGUUUCUGAUACUGGGUGUCGUGUUUUAAUCAUUGCGUAGCUGAAGCAGGUUAGCUGUCAUGCUAAUGUAAAAAUAGCCAUAUGUUCUGGAAAUAAAACAUUUAUUUUACGGAUUAUAAGAAGUGAACUGUAUUCUCCGUAAUGUGUCUUAAACACAAUACAUAACGAUAUAUCGUCGUUUGGGGUUUGUUUAGUGUCUCGUGCACGUAAACAGAGAAGGACACGUAGCGUUAGAUAACGUCACAACAGACUGUUUAUAUAAACACCGCUCUUCUGAAACAGAUCCUGAUCUUUAUUUGUAUUCAAGAGGAGCUUGCGUUGUGUUUGUGGAGAACUUGUUGUCAUCUGUAAAAGGACCCUGUUCUAUUCUGGACUGGGAUUGGUAACGUUAGAGCAGAUUGCGUCAAAACUGUUUUCGUUUGGACCAUUAUCUCUAUAAGGUCGACCCUGAGAGCCCACCAGGAUGCCUCUGCUGUUUCUGGAGAGGUUCCCCUGGCCCAGUUUACAGACAUACACAGUGCUGAGCACAGUUCUGCUGGCCGGGAGCAUGCUGAGUGCCUACAGCUCAGUCAGAGACUCAGAGUCCGAGGACCCCCAGCGCGCCCCUGAGGAGGACAUCAGGCCGGACAGUGUGCUCACUCACGUGCUGAUGUACCUCAUCACAGACAGUCUCUCCGUCUGGGUGAUGGUGAACACGGCGUGCUGCAUCCUCAUGUUAAUAGCUAAAGCGAUCCAGUGCAUCGUGUUUGGACCGCUGAGAGUCAGCGAGAAACAGCAUGUGAAGGAUAAGUUCUGGAACUUCGUCUUCUACAAGUUCAUCUUCAUCUUCGGCGUGCUGAACGUGCAGCGGGUGGAGGAGGUGGUGCUGUGGUGUCUGUGGUUCUCCGUGCUCAUCUUCCUGCAUCUGAUGGUGCAGCUCUGCAAAGACCGCUUCGAAUACCUCUCGUUCUCUCCCACCACUCCGAUGGUCAGUCACGUGCGAGUGUUGGCUCUGCUGGGGUCUGUUUUGGCGUGCUGCGGGGGUCUGGCAGUGCUCUGCGCUCUAGCCGGGCAUCUUCACGGCAUGCACACUGUCGCUUUCAUGGCAGCUGAGUGUUUGCUGGUGACGGUGCGCGCAGGACACGUCAUCAUACGGUACUCCAUUCACUUGUGGGACCUGAACCAUGAGGGGACCUGGGAGAACAAGAGCUCGUAUAUCUACUACACAGACUUCACCAUGGAGUUAACCCUCCUCUGCCUGGACCUGAUGCAUCACAUCCACAUGCUGCUCUUCGGGAACAUCUGGUUGUCCAUGGCUAGUCUUGUGAUCUUUAUGCAGCUGCGCUAUCUCUUCCACGAGGUGCAGAGACGAAUUCGCCGCCAUAAAAACUACUUGCGUGUUAUUGACAAUAUGGAGGCCAGGUUUGCUGUGGCGACGCCUGACGAGCUACUGGCUAAUAACGAUGACUGUGCCAUCUGCUGGGAUUCAAUGACUACAGCACGCAGGCUGCCCUGUGGACAUCUUUUCCAUAAUUCCUGUCUGCGCUCCUGGCUGGAGCAGGACACUUCCUGUCCCACGUGCCGUAUGUCUCUGAACAUCAAUGAAGGCGUGAGAGCGAGAGACGAGGGUCAGAGGGCGCCGCUGGAUGAUAACAUGACCGCCGGACCGGGAACAGAGGCCCGGCCGCACCUCAACCAGCACAACCACUUCUUCCACUUCGAUGGGUCACGCAUUGCCAGUUGGCUGCCGAGCUUCUCUGUGGAGGUCAUGCACACCACCAGCAUCCUUGGGAUCGCACAGGCCAACAACUCGCAGCUCAAUGCCAUGGCCCAUCAGAUCCAGGAGAUGUUCCCACAGGUCCCUUAUCAUCUGGUCCUGCAGGAUUUACAGCUCACUCGCUCCGUUGAGGUCACCACCGAUAACAUCCUGGAGGGCAGGAUCCAGGUGCCUUUCCCAACACAGACUGUGGAGCGCACACCCAUACAGAUAAACACUUCUCCUGAAGACUCAGCGGGUGCCAGCAGCAGUUCAGAGGUCGCUGCCCCCGAGGUGGAAGACUUUGAGGUGCGGGGGAGCCGCUUUUCCAAGUCUGCAGAUGAGAGACAGAGGAUGCUAAUGCAGAGGAAGGAGGAGCUGCUCCAGAGAGCACGCAGACGUUAUCUACACAAAAAAACUGAUGAAGGAGAUGUGUUUUCUGCUCCUGCUGCUGAUAAUGACGAUGCCAUGCCCUCCAUGGAGGACGAAGACUCAGAUUCACUGACCUUGAGACGGAGAAGAAUGGCGGCUGCAGCCGAGAGACGCAUGCAGAGGAACGAGCCUCCCCCAUUUUGAGUCGAGCAAAAACAUGGAUGAUGCCUGUGGUACGGCCAUGCUGUCAUACAAUUUUUGUCUGAUCAGUGCAUAUUUGUGCUAGAUGCAACCGUCUAUGUACCCAUCAAACAUUUCAGUUCAUUGUCCAUUGAAAUAGUAUAUGUCAUCAUUGCCGCACCAGUGAAUUUUUGGCAAGUAUCAAAUUAAAGAAAAAGACACAUGCAUCUUUAAUUCAUGUUUCUUCUAUAGACAGAAUCAUUUUUUAAAUGUUAGUACCUAAACAAGAGCAUGGUUUGGACAGCUGAUAAUAUGCGUUAAAAACAAAAUGAAAAGAAAAAAGUUUGGGUUCCUGAGUUUGAAUUUCUUUUCACUUUUGGAAUGCAUCAUUUCUUAAAUGUCUUUGUACGAAUCUGGCAAUUUUAACAAUAUUAUGUUGAUUACUAACAGUUCGAAUCUAGAGCUUUAGAAACAACCAACAUGCUCGAAUUCAGUUUCUAUCUUUUGCCAGCAAAUAUAUCUUUACAAUUUCGCUGCUGUUUAGCAUUUGAAUGUCCCUUUAAGUGAGUUUGGUUGACUCAUGUGCUCCAAAAGAGACAAUCUUGUGUGUCUGAGCAUACAAACUCAUGUGCUGACAAUGCCAUCCCAGGAUUAGAGUCUCUGAAGACCGUUAAAAAGCAAAGUGGCAUAGAUCCUAUUGUCUGUCCUCUCAUUGUUGUGACGACAAAUUGCUCUGUGCAUCAUAGAAGGUGUUAACUUAGUCACACAAUCUUGUUUCUCUGUGUCGUCAUCUAAAACAGCCAUGCUUUAUUUUUCAUUUCUUUCAUUCUGAACUUGUACUGGUGGUUAUAUAGUGAGGAAAUGUUUCCUUUCCUCUCUGUUAUGUGCUACAGUCAAAGAGAAGCAUAUGGUCCUUAGUCAGCGUAGAUUUUUAACGUUGUCCUAUUUUAAUUUUCAUAAAACGUUUUAAUUCGGUUCAAAUUAAAUGAAGCAUUUACCCCUACUAAAGUCCUUUUUUGGGUUAUUUAAACACACAAUUAUGGUUAAUAGGUCAGUUUUGUAGCUUUUUGUUGUCAGGGUUUUAUUGUGUUUCUAUUGUGUUUGUAUUUGAAUUGACCUUUAUUUCUCAGCGUACUAAUGUACUAAUGCCUAAAAAUGCUUGUUUUUUUCUGGCACAUGACAUACAUUUUCACAGGAUAAUUUAUGGACGCUGCAAACAAUUCAGAAUGUUGCAUGUUGAGUUUGAAGUGAACAAGCUUUUCAUGUAAUAGCACGUGACUUUUAAUUUGCAUUUGCCAUCUGUUAAAAACAACAACCAGAUUAUUAAAUCAAGAAUUUAUUUGGCUUUAUAGCCUGUUUGUCGACCUCAAAAUAAAAAAAGUACAUCUUCAGAAUUGUCUCUGAUGUUUUACACUGUGAAUCUAAUCUAUAAAUUAUUUUUUGCGUAAUACAUGGACUUUUUUUUUUUUUUUUUUACCUUUCAUGUGGACUUCUUUUUCUAUGCAUGAAAUCACUGACUGUUGUUUUCAUAUCUGUUUUCCUGAUCAACUUUCCCAAAGACUCUCCUUGUGAUUUACUUUAAUGAAGCUGGUUAUUGUGAUUGUAAUGACUGCAGGUCCAUGUAGAAUAUGUCUGUUUUGGUUGCACAGAUGCACCUUUCAGCAGUAUUUCUUAAAAAAAAAAAAAAAAAAAACAUUUAUUAAUGAAAUCAACAGGAAUGAUUCUGAUAAUAAUUUAUAAUUUGGUUGGUGGUCAUGCUGUUUGCUGGAAACUAGAGGGAAGUGUUGGAUUGCUUUAUGUACACAGUUCAUUCAUUUGUGCCUCAAAUUACAGUGGAUCGAUAAUACUUUGAUUUUGUGUAAAUAUUUUUGUAAUAAAGAUUGUAAAAUACACAUUAAAAGACCCUGUACAAAAUAAAAGUCACAGCUGCUUUAGAAGCUUUUACCCA
This is a messenger RNA of Carassius gibelio (silver crucian carp), 4407 nucleotides long. Its product is annotated as E3 ubiquitin-protein ligase AMFR. Gene Ontology annotation, cellular component: ubiquitin ligase complex; endoplasmic reticulum; cytosol. Gene Ontology annotation, biological process: endoplasmic reticulum unfolded protein response; ubiquitin-dependent protein catabolic process; protein K48-linked ubiquitination. Bases 636 to 2483 code for a protein of 615 amino acids. Gene Ontology annotation, molecular function: ubiquitin protein ligase activity; ubiquitin binding. NCBI's taxonomy places the organism in Eukaryota, Metazoa, Chordata, Actinopteri, Cypriniformes, Cyprinidae. The record is from RefSeq and is a predicted model, not a curated record. The transcript is spliced from 13 exons.